This is a messenger RNA of Morchella sextelata, 561 nucleotides long. RefSeq lists its product as uncharacterized. The record is from RefSeq and is a predicted model, not a curated record. NCBI's taxonomy places the organism in Eukaryota, Fungi, Ascomycota, Pezizomycetes, Pezizales, Morchellaceae. Bases 1 to 561 code for a protein of 186 amino acids. The transcript has a single exon.
AUGUCUUACUCUGGUCUGUCGAGGAAGAAUGUUUUUAUGGCUGGGUUGCUCAAAUAUUUUGAGCUUGAUCAGUUCCUCAGUGGCGCCCGACUCAACCCAAUUAUUAUCGAUGAUAGUCCGGAAUCCCCCGAAGACCUUGUAAAGGAUUCCACUGGUACUUCUCAGGAUCUCGUCUUAGUAGACGGGGAUGCUCCCACGAACCCACGGCUCAAACGCUUCCCAGUAGUUCCAUCCCCCACCCUACCGCUUCAGUCAUCUACCCAUAUCUUCACCGUCAUGUUCCGAGGAAAAGAAGGUCCUCUAUCCGCGACUUUCUCGGCAGUCCUCACAAACUCUUUCGAUGAGUUCUUCAAUCUCAGCUGCGACGCAUGCGGGCUCAAUGAAUACCGGAUGGAAGACAAAGAUCAUAUGGAGAUCAGCAUUUCCGCUAAGAGCAUUGGCAAGAAGGUUGUCUACAGCGGAAGAUACAGAGUGAUGGUUUGGCUCACCUUGAUGGAGUUGAUCGGGCUGAUGCCGCAGUCGGACGUUGCGGUUUAUUUCCUCGACUACGUCUUUGUCUAG